Molecule: messenger RNA, 2247 nt
Organism: Phytomonas sp. Hart1
Lineage: Eukaryota; Euglenozoa; Kinetoplastea; Trypanosomatida; Trypanosomatidae
Source: the annotation of a GenBank genome assembly
AUGAGAUCUCUCCGACCGGCACCAUACCAUUCGUUAACGACACACCUUCGAUGUGAUAUUUCCUUCCGCAGAACAGCAUAUUUCAAAAGAUUAGGCUUGAAUCCGAAAUUGUGUGAUACGAUAUGUUCUGAUAUUAGUUCGGGUUCAUGGCCUGUGAGAGCAUUGCUUACUACAAGUAAAGGUGUAUUCACAUCCACACUUCUUCGUCAAGAACUUUCCAAGACCGAUAGCAAGCCAGGUCCUUCGGCCUCACCAUCCCCAUCCUCUUUGGCCUCCACAAUCUCUCCAAACCUCCAAAACGAAGUCGCGGAGGAGUUGAUCGAGGAGCUCAAACUCAUCUUUAUCCGGUUCCCAAAGGAUACCUGGCUGCCCAUCAGCGACAUCUACAACGAAAUUUCAAUCAAGAUGCGAAAGGAGUUUGUCCGACCGCACCGCACCCUUUACCAGGUCCUGCUAAAAGCACAGUCGAGACUGCAGAUCCAUUUGGACCCGACAGGUAUUUCCUGCGCACACGGAAACCUCCCAUUAGAGACGCCUGCGAAGAAGACCAAUCCCAGUGCUGAAGUCAACAAGACCAGUCCUCCCCCAACCAAAGAACCCCCCGAAGAAGAAAAAAAGAUCCCUCAGACGCAUCCGCCGCCGCUUCCUGACCCGCUGCCGGCCACCGCCACCAUGAAUACUCUAAUGGGGAGCCUUCACGUGGACUUUUACUACAACGUCGGCCUCAGGGAAAUCCCCCCACCACCGGCGGACUUUAACGUGACCCCUUCUUCCCUACAGAAAGCGCAGUCUACCGAAGAUGGGGCCGUGCUUUCCCUGCGCGAUUUCGUCCCCUUCAUCCCGCCCUUUUUCGUCCCGCUCGACGAGGUGCUGCGGCAUAUUGUGGGGUACACCGAGGAGCACAUUCUCAGCUACCUCAACAUGAAAGCGAUGGAAAUGGUGCAGAUCGCAGGGGAAAAGUAUAUUCGGCUGUACGGCGGCUACGCGAAUAUCUCUCUGGAGGGCUGUGAAAGCGCUGAGGAGGUCUUCAAAAAGUACAAACCCAAGUUGGAGCUCCUCUCUGCUUUCGUAAAAGCCUUUGAUGGGAUUUACGAUAAAUGGAUGCCACUUAAAAUGCUCCUGCACAAGGCCGACCCCGUGGCAGUGGCGCAGUUAAAUCCUAAAGGCCCUGCCUCGAUUGUUUACUUUGCUCAGAUGCAGCACGUCUUUAGUUUUUCAGUCGUUGGUGGCCGAAGCGACGACGCGGAGGACGAACUUUCUUCAUCGGUGCUGCUGCGGAAGCAGCCCUACACCGGACUUACAUAUGAGACGACGCCAACCCCAAAGAGUUUGAAUUUUAUCCUUCAACGUGUGCCUAUUGAAGGAAGUUUGGAUAUUCACAUAAUACAAAAUCAACUCCCGUUAUCUUUACAAAAAGAAAUUGACUCAUACUACGGCAAUCUUAUCAGCUUUUUCAACGCACAUGUCUCAAAUUUCUUUCUCAUGGAAAACAACACGGUGGUGAUGCGGACCAGAUACCGGAACCGCAUGCAGAUGGCCUCUCUUCCACUUGAAGAACAACUCAAAAUUGCCUACAACAAUAGGGAUAAGAAAAAGAUACGGUCUAUUCGCAGACGUAUUGCGUUUCGCGACAACCCCUCCCACCCAUUCCACGACCCCGACAACUUAGUUCGCGAGCUGGCUAAGUAUUUGCCACAUCGCGGCUUUGUCACAUUGAAGUCGUUUCUACGUACGAAUAUCCCGGAUGAGAUACUUUUCUUCAUGCCCUCAAAAAUAAACAAUUUUUUCGCUAAUUAUCCACAGUACUUUCAGCAUUUUGAGUACCAAAUCCCUGGUACGUGGUGCAUUAGCCGUCCAGGGCAACCAUUGCCACGCGGCGUCAUUCGCCAGCAAUUUUCAGAGGAUGAUCUUUUGCGGCUCGUUGGAGAAUAUGUGCAGCGCAAUAGUUCACCAAGGUCCUGUUCAUGUAUUUAUCUGAAUAUGCCACACGGUGCACAAGAGGUUAUCCGGAAGCGGCAUGGCGGUUUAUAUUACUUUAUCAAGAAAUACCCACAGUACUUCAAUAUUGUUCUUGGCUCGGAUACGGGGAACAUGAAAAGCGCUGCGAUAGUGCAUCUGGUCUCGCCCCCGCCUACUCAAAACAGAGAGGAGGCAGCUGGAGAGUCCAUGUAUGAACUAAGUAAUAGUGAACAUAAUUAUGAUGAAGGUCAUAGUAACGAUAAUGAGAAGUUUGACCACGAUCUCUGA